GCGAAAGUGAAAAUAGACUUACUAGAUAUUGCUACUUAAAACAGAUAUAUGUAUAGACAAUGACUUGUUCACGCCUAGUAAACGUUAGUCUGUCUAGGUCAUAAGAAUGUUUAGAGGACGCAGACAAAGGGGACGGGGACGAAGACCGAGACUGGAGCGGAAAUAUGGAUUCUUCGGUUGUUCAUCAUGUAAAGGACACUGGGAGAGCGCCCAGGUAUACUGUGUCGAAGGGACAAAGAAGGUAUACUUCAAACAAGAAUGCAAGCGAUGCAACAUGGCAUGCAACCCCUACAGAGUAGAAGACAUAGAAUGUCCCAGGUGUGGAUUACCUGUAGCAGACUGCAAAGAAAACGGUGGUUGUUACGAUGAGGAUGACGUCGACGAGGAGGAGGAGGAAGAGGACGACGACGACUACGACGAACGACACGUAGAUGCGAAGAAGCCACACCGAGCAGACCUGUGUCUAAAGUGUCGUUCUGGCUGGAAGUGUACCUGAGAAGGACAUACCGUAGUUGAAUCUCGUGUCGUUUCUCGAGCCAUGUAUCAUCUUAAAGUUCUCGGAUCCUGCGCCAACAUAGUCAAUGAAGCAAACUAUACAUUAUACACGCACUAUGUUGAGACUCGUGUUUACUUCCACCUCAAUAAUUAUUUGCUGUAUUAAUGAAAAUGUAAAUACCAGUUUAAUACUUA
This is a messenger RNA of Pecten maximus, 690 nucleotides long. RefSeq names its product zygote arrest protein 1-like. Gene Ontology annotation, biological process: translation. Gene Ontology annotation, cellular component: cytoplasm. The transcript has 2 exons. Gene Ontology annotation, molecular function: mRNA base-pairing post-transcriptional repressor activity. The coding region runs from base 107 to 496 and encodes 129 amino acids. Lineage: Eukaryota; Metazoa; Mollusca; Bivalvia; Pectinida; Pectinidae. The record is from RefSeq and is a predicted model, not a curated record.